This is a messenger RNA of Ctenopharyngodon idella (grass carp), 6116 nucleotides long. It is a transcript of the gene sik2b, whose product is annotated as salt-inducible kinase 2b. Gene Ontology annotation, biological process: intracellular signal transduction; microtubule cytoskeleton organization; protein phosphorylation. Gene Ontology annotation, cellular component: cytoplasm. The record is from RefSeq and is a predicted model, not a curated record. The transcript is spliced from 15 exons. Gene Ontology annotation, molecular function: protein serine/threonine kinase activity; ATP binding; tau-protein kinase activity. Lineage: Eukaryota; Metazoa; Chordata; Actinopteri; Cypriniformes; Xenocyprididae. The coding region runs from base 288 to 2978 and encodes 896 amino acids.
AAUGCACGUCAACCAGAGAACAUGAUGCCUCCUGCAAGUCAACUCGUGUACUCUCGCAAACACAGCUGAAAUAUUAGAGCUCUAUUGUAUUGGAGGAGGUGGCGUGACACUUCGCCGCGCUCCUAAACACUCUGCUCGUUCUGGUAAGACGAGCGGACCGUCAGCGAGCACCGUGGCCGGCACGCUGGCAUUUCUACACGUUUUAGCCUCUGCCGACCUCGUUAUCUUGAGGCUCAAGUGGCAGGUCUCUAUCUUCUCACCCCAAACCCUAGUGUUUCACUAACAGCAUGGUCAUGGCUGACUGUCACCAAAAGCCAGUGCUCAGGGGUCCUGUCCGAGUGGGCUUCUACGAUAUCGAACGGACUCUUGGAAAGGGGAAUUUCGCUGUUGUAAAACUGGCAAGACAUCGUAUAACCAAGACAGAGGUGGCUAUAAAGAUCAUUGACAAGACCCAGCUAGAUGCUGUAAACCUGGAGAAGAUCUAUCGUGAAGUACAGAUCAUGAAAAUGCUGGACCAUCCACACAUCAUUAAACUGUACCAGGUCAUGGAGACCAAGAAUAUGCUGUACCUUGUGACAGAAUACGCCAAGAAUGGGGAAAUCUUUGACUACCUAGCCAAGCAUGGACGGCUGAGCGAACCAGAGGCACGACGCAAGUUCUGGCAAAUUCUGUCUGCUGUUGAGUACUGCCACAAUCGUAACAUCGUUCACCGGGACUUGAAGGCAGAGAACCUGCUGCUAGACGGACACAUGAACAUCAAGAUUGCUGAUUUUGGCUUUGGAAAUUUCUUCCAGUCGGGUAAGCCCCUGGCCACAUGGUGUGGGAGUCCUCCAUAUGCAGCCCCAGAGGUGUUUGAGGGACAGCAGUAUGAGGGACCUCAGCUAGACAUCUGGAGUAUGGGGGUGGUUCUGUACGUGCUGGUGUGUGGUGCCCUGCCCUUUGACGGCCCCUCUCUCCCCAUCCUGCGGCAGCGUGUUCUGGAGGGCCGUUUCCGUAUCCCUUACUUCAUGACAGAAGACUGUGAGCAUCUGAUCAGGCGGAUGUUGGUGUUAGACCCUUCUAAGCGUCUGUCUAUAGGACAAAUAAAGGAGCACAAGUGGAUGGUGAUGGAGGUGCCUGUGCAGCGGCCGAUGUUAUAUCAGCAGACUGCAGAGGGGCAGGCUGGUGUGGGAGAGUACAGUGAACAGGUGCUCAGGUUGAUGCACAGCCUGGGCAUUGACCAGCACAAGACCGUAGAGUCUCUUCAGAAUAAGAGUUACAAUCAUUUUGCUGCUAUCUACUACUUGCUGGUUGAGAGGCUAAAGGCCCACCGCUGCAGUUUCCCAGUAGAGCCUCGACUCGACGCCCGCCAGAGACGUCCCAGUACGAUUGCAGAGCAGACCGUCGUCAAGGCGAGCAGCGCUGCUCCUCAGGUGAGCCUUCUGCCUCAGAACAUGCGUCUCCUGCGAUCCCCAGCUGUGCCUCAAGCCUCUGCGGACUCCUUCACAUUCCCACAGUCCACCUGUGCUACUGAGCACAGCCUCAUGGAGGAGGAGGUUGGGACUCCCAAAGUCAACGGCUGCAUGCUGGACCCGUUGCCCCCUGUGGCCGUUCGCAAAUCCAGCGCCUCGUCCCCCAGCAACAUGAUGGAGAUGUCUAUAGAUGAGGGCAUCGAGACGGAGGAGCUGGACACUGAGGAUGAUCAUGCCCAUGUCUUCAACGCCUAUCAGACAGCCCGCUUUGGUCAGCGCAGACACACGCUGUCUGAGGUCACCAACCAGCCAGGAGUCAUAACCAGUGGAGGUAAACUGUUCAGCAUGGGUCAUAACCCCUCUCUGGGUAGCGUGGACUCAGAGUAUGACAUGGGCUCUGUGCACAGUGACCUCAGUCUGCUGGAGGAUGCACCCUCUCUUAACGAAGUGGUCCUGGCCAACACACCCGUCACCCGCAUGACUCCGCCCUUCAUCAGCGCUCGGCCCGCUAACCCCGCCAUGCAGGCUCUGAGCACCCAGAGGAGAGAGACACACAACCGCUCUCCCAUCAGCUUCCGCGAGGGCCGCAGGGCGUCAGACACCUCACUUACACAAGGCUUGGUGGCCUUUAGACAGCACCUACAGAAUCUGGCACGGACCAAAGGUAUCCUGGAGCUAAAUAAGGUGUAUGAGCAGAUGGGCUCUGGAGAAACCCCUUCCCUGGGGCUGCUGAGCCUUCAGGCACAUCCACAUGACUUACUGGACCCUGCACUACAGGAGGAAAGAGGUCACCAGCAUGACAUGGCUCUGUGCUCAGGUGGAACACACCCCGCACUGUUGUCAAGGAGACAGAGUCUGGAGCCGCAGUACCUCUCUCACAGAAUACAGAAAGCCACACUGAUGGCAAACAGCCCCAACAAUUGCCAGAUGUUCUGCAAAGAAACUCCUCGCAGUCUGGAGCAGCAGCUGCAGGAACACAGGCUGCAACAAAAACGCCUAUAUCUGCAGAAACAAUCCCAAAUGCAGGCAUACUUUAACCAGAUGCAUAUUGUGGAGGACCCUUACGCUCCCUGUGCAACCAUGGGCCACCAGGACUCCGGAGCCCCACCUCAGCCACAGGGUUUGAUUGCACCAGCACAUCAGCAGCAGCAGAGCCCCCAGACCUCACCUCAGUUUGCACACACACAGCCACUCAGCCACCUAAUGGAGCCCAACCCAGAAGCCCUAGCAUAUGAACCCUACUUGGGACAUUACCCUCAAAUGCAGCCUCUACAACAAAGCUUCUCUGUUCAGCUGCAGCCCCAACAGCCUGAACCCCUCAACUACACCUACCCAGCCUGCGAUCCAAACACAGGAGAAGCACUGUACCCGGAGCAAUACGACUAUCCUCUUGAUCCCGGGCAGCCGCCUCCACCCGCAGAGGGCGGCGCUGCUGGGUACGAAGGCCUGGGGUUGGCUGACCCAUUUCUGGACAGCGAAAUGAUGGAGACCGUGGACCCCCAGCACGGUUUCGUACUGGUGAAUUAAGCCGAGACUCGAAUAACCAGUAUUACCUUGAUAUCUGACUCACUACGGAUGAAUUGACGGAUGAGAUGAUGUCACAGGGAUGGAUCGAGUUUUGUACGUUCAACAUUUAGGUUGUGGCGAAAGUGAGCUGUAAUCUUUAUACUUUACGAAACUCCUCCCUACCUCCCUCCUCGUUCUCCAGUGGUCCCACCUGCUGCUCUCUCACAAUAGAGUGCCGGAUGGCGUGGCGUUCGAGCCAGUUGCGUCGAGGGGCUCACCUCCUCGCCUUCAAGCCGACCGCAGGAUAGGAGCUGCUCGCUACGCUCCAUAUGUAGCACAAAGACAGCCUAGAUCUGCAAUACAGAGCCUGCUCGACAGCACAACUCAAUACUGACACGUUUUGUACUGAACAAAAUCACUCAAAGCGUCUGACUUUGAUUAUGAAAGACUAGUCGUGCACACUCGAUAAGUGCAAUGUUAGUUAAAAACACAUGGCAAUAUUGAAGCAAUAUACUGAUUCGUUUGGAACUGAAGAAAAAAAACGAAGCCAUAAGUAGGAACUGCACCACCCAACACUGCUAUCACCGGAUGUUUCUCAACUUCUAAACGGCUCAAGUCCAAAUCCACAGAGACUUGUAGACGAAGCUGUGAUUUUGACUAUUUUUUUCACUGGAUUCCCUCCUCAUGCUCAUUCUAAAGGCCCUGAAAAUAACAAUCUGUUCUCCUCAAACCGCAACAGUGUUAUUUUGUUUGCUGAUAUCGCAGUUCUUCAGAAUCUGCACUCAAAUUGGUGCACUGUGAAGGGAUGAGUCAUGACUCUUGUAUGUCAGGUGACAUUAUCACCUCCAUGGGCGAUGUCGGCAUGAAUUUAAAUGAUUUAGAGAAUUCAAUUAUUAUUUUGGUGGUAUUUACCCCUUUACACUAAAGAACACAUCAGCAUUCACGUUUAUUCACAAGACACUGGAUUGUUCGGCCAAUUCAUUGCAUUUACGACAGACAAAACAGAGACUGUUUUUGUUAGCAGCACUUAGUAAAUCUGUUCUACUUGAAAUGACAGUCUGUGACUAAACCCAGAUAUCAGAUACUCUACAGAGAACGAUCAUGACGCAAAUUGGUCGCAAGGUUCAGGGCUUUGUAACAGAACACAUAUUAAAGGAAUAGUUCACUCAGAAAUUAAAAUUCUGUCAUCAUUUACUCCGCUUCAAGUUGUUCCAAACUGGUAUAAAUUUCUUUGUUUUGCUGUAUACAAAAGGAAGAUAUUUGGAUAAAUGUUUGUAACCAAGCAGAUCUCGCCCCCCCCAUUGACUACCAUAGUAGGGUAAAAAAAAUACUAUGACAGUCAAUAGGGGGCGAGAUCUGCUUGGUUACAAACAUUCUUCCAAAUAUCUUCCUUUGUGUAUAGCAGAACAAAGACAUUUAUACAGGUUUAGAACAACUUGAGGGGGAGUAAAUGUUGACAGAAUUUUCAUUUUUGGGUGAACUAUCCCUUUAAGGCAGAUAAUAUACUGGAGCACUUUGUCAAGGAAGCUAAAGUUAAUGUAGCUGAGGAGACGGCAGAUGUGGUGAACCUGCUUUGCUAGUUUUGUCAAAUAAGAGACAUACAAUUCAUCUCUUUCCAAUAACGUGCUCCCUGCAAGCCGGCGCUCUCUCAAAGAAGGAUUCCGAGGGAGCGCGACUUGGCGAUUGUUUUGUGUAACGUAGGGGUUAGAAACUUUGAAAGUGCUUUCAAAAUGCAACAAAUUUUGUAUUUAAUGUGAUAGUGUUCUGUGUGCCUUUUUCUUCAUUCUUUUAAGUUAAGAUCUUAAAUGGACAGUUCACCUAAAUGAUCAUUCCGUCUGCAUUUACUCUCCCUCAUGUCGAUCUAAACUUGUAUGGCUGACUUUCUUUGGUGAAACACUUCCAAGCAUCAAAAAGGAUGCAAAAGCACCAUAAAACUAUCAAGAAUGUGGUCCGUAUGGGUUUGGAACGACAUGAGGGUGAGUAAAUAAUGACAGAUUUUCAUUUUUGGGUGAAUUAUUCUUUAAUAUCUUUGUUUUUCCAGUUUGAUUCUGUUUGUUUUGUGACAGGACAUAUGUAGACCCAGGUUUUACAAAGGUACAAAACCAAAGUCCCCUCAGAAGUGUUCCUGUAAAACCCCACCGUGUGGAGUUUGGAGCUUCUUGGACAGCUUCAUAACAGUGCUUUUUUUUUUUUGGUCAAUCAGUAUAUGCCGUUGAAAAGUAUUAAUAGCAAUAUUUCUUAUGAAUAGUUCAGAAAGAACAGAUUAGUGAAUGUGUUGCCAUAUCAUAAUCACACCUCUUGCUGGCGAACACCAUUCCUUAGACAUCCUACAAUUCUACAUUUACCUUCAUGGUUGUUGACCACACAUAAGCUAAUGUGCUGUUAAGAUUAAAAAAGAUUUAUUGAACAAAGCGUUUUGGGUAUUUUUACUUUUCUGGUGGGAUUUUGACUAUCACGACUCAUUCUUUGGGGCUGUUCACACAGGCAUUUUUGCAUUUGACUGCUCUGCUUUAACACCUUCACACAGCAGCAGAAUACAAUUGUCAGUACUGUAUUUGAUCCUUAAUACGGAUACAUUCACACACAGUUCAGUUAUUUACCGGAGUGACAAGUCACAUGGGGAACGUUUCUGAACUCACAACAGCAUUUCCCACGAAGCCCUGCUGUGUGAACGGAAACUUGCAGAGUCGCAGAUAUGAGCUAUGUCAUCUGAAGGUUUUAAACACACGGCCUCAUUUAUAAAAACGUACAUACGCAGAGAUUUGAACUUCAUAUUUAAACAGUCUUUGACCGGCUGCAUCCGGUGCCUCGCUGCCUUAUAGGCCCUUUUCACAUGUCAGGGUUUCUCGAAGCGGAAGUUGUCAUAGUUGGGUAAAAUUCUAUGGCGGUGAAUGAGAGAAUACAUUACAUUAUUUUUUUUUUUGUGUGUGUCCCCAUCAAAUAGCAAAAGAAAAACUCAACAACAGUGUUUUCACAACUUUCAAAAAGAAGGAAAAAAUAGAGAGAGAUUGAUAACGGCAGUCAGAAGACAGAAAGAUGUCAACACCCUCACAGCAGUGUUAACUAGUUUUUUGUAAUUUGUUGAAAAGGUAAUACAAUACUAAGUACAGUGUUAUAAAUGUACAUACAUUAAAAAAAAAAAAAAUGAAAAUAUAAAAA